Messenger RNA from Fopius arisanus, 3402 nucleotides. RefSeq lists its product as uncharacterized. Bases 675 to 1532 code for a protein of 285 amino acids. NCBI's taxonomy places the organism in Eukaryota, Metazoa, Arthropoda, Insecta, Hymenoptera, Braconidae. The transcript is spliced from 6 exons. The record is from RefSeq and is a predicted model, not a curated record.
GCAGUGGCUGAGUUCCGUGCGCAUGUGUCUUCUUCCGAGACAGAACCGCCACAGCUUCGCGCCGCGACUCUCAGUCUCGUUCCAAUCCCGCGGAGACAUACCAACAAUUAUCCUGUCACCGACAGUUCAAGUCAUCACGCAAAUACCCCCUAAAUCAAAGUUAGUACACCAAAGUGCAAUCUACCUCCGGAAAUUAAUCUCCCAUAAUUGCAUAAUUUAAAAAACUCAUUUCGCAAUUUUUAUCGGUUUUUUUAUUUCUAAAAUACGAAGUGAUAACGAGAGUUUAGUUCAUGUGAUAUCUACAGAUAUUGGUGGUGGGGGCUGGUUGGGCGGGCAAUUAAUCGCGAUUAUUCGCGAUUAUCCUACUGGGUAGAAAAUAAGAAGUGAUAACAAGUGGUGACGGAUUUCGGGGGGACACGGGGGAAUUCAAACGGACGUAUCAGUGCGCCCUGCGGACCCUUCCAACGGAUAGACACACGUCAAUUUGGCUAAUGGACAUUGGACGAAAGUCACCGGUCCCUGGACAAAUUACAGUGCACCCAGUGAAAUUGUGCUGUGAAAAAGAAAUCAAGGCGCACUACAUGGGAGGAUGUCAUCGAAUCUCGUGCUGAGAGCAUCGUUAAUGAGUAGAAAUUCAUCAGAGAGUACGAGGCUUUAAUGAGGACACACUGAAAAUGGGAAAUUUACGCUGGAUAAAUCUGAUCGUGCUGAUCAUUACAGCAAUUACCGGGGUGCGUAGUCUGAGGAAUGUCGUCCUGGAGAUGAUCCCGGAGAUCGUUGAACGCGGUCACGAGGUAACAUUACGUUGUCAUUACGAACGAGAGAAUGAACCCCUGUAUUCUGUCAAGUGGUAUCGGGGUAAGCACGAAUUUUACCGCUAUUCACCAUCAGAGAGUCCACCCAUUAAAGUAUUCAACAUAACUGGAAUAACCGUUCACCGUAAUAAUUCUGAUCACGAGCAGGUGACUGUAAUGAAUGUGGGGUACGGCCUGACGGGUAAUUUCAGCUGCGAGGUGACAGCUGAUGCACCAACAUUCUCCACGGAGGAGAGCAUCAAGAAGCUCUGGGUUGUUUCUCUACCAAAGGGCAAGCCCAUCAUCUCAACAGAACGAAAUCGUUACGAUCCUGGAGACACGCUCAAAGCAAAUUGCACAGCUACACCAUCUAAGCCCCCGGUGGAAUUUGUUUUCAAGCUGAACACCAUAGAGAUUGGACCGAUAAAUGCGAGUCAACUGAUGGAAAGAUCGGACUACAACAUGGGUAAUAAUUCUCCUUACGUUGAAGAAUCACAACUACAGUGGGGCGAACUGAGCAUUGAUCUCCUCCCCUUCCAUUACUCAAAUAACCAGUUAACCAUUCACUGCAUCGCACGAAUACCGGGGAUGUACGAGGCUGAGAGUGAGUUGCAGGUGCAAAUUGGAUUGAGGGAGCCUGUACCCGCUCAAAUCACUUCAGACAGCAGCAGGGCCAUCUCCAGUGCACAUCUUCUAGCAGCUCUAUCACUCCGCGCACUCCAUUCUUUCUUAAGAUAGUCAUGAAACGGUGGAAAUCUCGUGGGAGCAUUACAGCACGGAAAAGGCCAAAACUAGUCACCAAAUAACAGGGCAGACACUCGAGCACGACAUGAUUUUAAAAGUGAAAUAUUAGAGAGCCCCGGGUCAUGUGGAAUGCAAUUUUCAUGUCCUAGGACCAGAGAGCAGAGUGAUGAUACGAAUAAAAAUGUUUCAGAUAUGGAUUGUCGGAAUAACUGUUAAUCGACGUCGAUUCAUGUAACUUUUAUAUAGGUUUCAUUAUAGAAAUAAGACGGCCAUGUACAAGAAUUUUCUAGAAACAACCUAUUUCUUAUUUUUUUUUUUGCUUCGUUGAGGUGACAUUGCCAUUAAUUAUUCUUCCUAAUUUAUCCUAGCUUUAUGGCGCAAUGAAGGCUGUUUUUAUUUUUCAUCGCGAUUGUUAACGGAGAAUGUCAAAAUUACACGGUAGAAACUUGCGUAAUGAAGUAUGGAAACUAUCCUUGGGGAAUUUGAUCGAUAAAGUUCCAAUGAAGUUGUUGUCCGUCAAUAAUUUGUCAGUCUUGCGAGAAAUUAGGGACACGAGUGAAAUUUGUUGCUAGGCUCUGGGUAUCAGGGCGGUAUGUUGAGAAAUAUGAAAAGAUUCAUGUCAAUAUCCUUCCAAAUUUGAUAUUACGUUUAACAAUACUCAAGCUUUCUCACUUGUCGAAUUUUUCCACCAAAUGUGUUUCGAGGAACGAAUUACAGUUACACGCAAUGCCAAUGUGCAUGGCUUUCGUUUUUACGUUAAGGAUAUCCAAGUACUUGAUUUUUUUUACAAUCAAUUAAUUACCCCGUCUUUGAGUCCGCGAUUUCGGAAUUGAAUUUGUGGAAUUGUUAUUUUUUCUUCAACUGUUACAGGAUAUUCUUAAAAUUUAUAAUAUUCAUAUUGACAAUCGACUGAUUGUCAAAUUGAAAAAUUAUUCACUUGUGAAGAUAAAAUGCCACGGAAUAUUGGGUAAUUUAUUUAAAAUAAUAAUAAAUAAUUUAUUUCCACGACAAUUUAGUGCAGAAAUUUGAGGAUUGGAAAUCUCCGAAUUUAUUGUACUUGGAUACCCUCGAAUGGCGCCUACAAGAGAUCGAUCUCAGCAGUGCGAAAAAAAACGAUUGACUUCAAUUAAACUGAAAUGCCAAUUACGAUAAUCAAAGUUAACUAAUUACGAGUAAAAGUUUGGUAAGCAUUUUUGGAUAUCGCUACGUAAUCUCAUACCUAAGUUCAAUCGCCAAAGAAUCCUUUGUUUUUCCACAAAAGGAAAACAAUAAAAAGAGAAAUCCAUCACCCAAUUAAAAUAAAACCCAAAAAAUAAAAAAAUAAAAAAUAAAAAAUAACCGACGAUCUCACGGAUGUAGAGCCUCGUGUCUCGGCACGUGUGUUCAAUUUUUCCAGUGAAUCAGAAAACGUAAUAAUAGUUGAGCAUCUGUUUGGCAAUUUUGUCUAAAAGAGAGGAGUCACGAAAAAAGAAUUCAACUUCCCUUCAAAUUGAAACCACUCAACGCCCCAUUCACGUUCUUCUCCCCCUUGGAGUAUUUGCACGUAUUUGCGUUGUUGGAGAAUGCGGAACGCUGCCAGAGAUUCAAAGGGGGAUAAAGACGCGCGAGGGAGUUACAAACACACGUACGCAAAAAGAGUAACAUAUAGGCACUGAGAGACUCAUCUUGCGGUGAUUCGAAAUAUCUCAUGUCUCUCUUGUUUCGAUGAGCAACGCAUAUAUAUUAGAUGACAAUUUUUAAGCAGAAUUAACUAAAAAAAAAAAAAAAAUGAUGAUAAACGAAGCGAAAGAUAAUGCGACUUAUGUUACGGUCGAUAUUUAUUGUUGUGUAUAAAAGAAAUAAACUUAUCGAUGGAAUGAUGAUA